Messenger RNA from Lathyrus oleraceus (garden pea), 1274 nucleotides. RefSeq lists its product as uncharacterized. Gene Ontology annotation, biological process: mRNA splicing, via spliceosome. Bases 100 to 939 code for a protein of 279 amino acids. The record is from RefSeq and is a predicted model, not a curated record. NCBI's taxonomy places the organism in Eukaryota, Viridiplantae, Streptophyta, Magnoliopsida, Fabales, Fabaceae. Gene Ontology annotation, cellular component: U4 snRNP; U4/U6 x U5 tri-snRNP complex; U2-type prespliceosome. Gene Ontology annotation, molecular function: snRNP binding; RNA binding. The transcript is spliced from 2 exons.
CCAUUUCAUCUAAAACCCUACUUCUCUUCGAGACUCAACAGAGUCUUCAUCUCUUCAACUUACAACUAGGGUUUUCAGAAAACCCAAAUCACGUUAACAAUGUCGAUGUCAAAGAGUUCCAAGAUGCUUCAAUACAUCAACUACCGAAUGAGGGUAACAAUUCAAGACGGUCGUCAACUCGUCGGAAAGUUCAUGGCCUUCGAUCGACACAUGAAUCUCGUUCUCGGUGACUGUGAAGAGUUUCGCAAACUUCCGCCGGUGAAGGGGAAGAAAACGGCAGAUGGAGACCGUGAAGACCGCCGUACACUUGGUCUUGUUCUACUUCGUGGUGAAGAGGUUGUGUCGAUGACGGUUGAAGGUCCUCCUCCUCCUGAAGAGUCUAGGUCGAAGGGUGUUAAUGCUGCGGCAAUGGCUGGUCCUGGGAUUGGUAGGGCUGCUGGGAGAGGUGUCCCUCCUGCUCCUGUUAUUCAAGCUCAGCCUGGUUUGUCUGGUCCUGUUCGUGGUGUUGGUGGACCUGCUCCCGGAAUGAUGCAGCCGCAGAUCUCGCGGCCUCCUCAGAUGUCGGCGCCUCCUGUUUCGUAUCCCGGUGGUGCUCCGGUUAUGCGUCCUCCUGGUCAGAUGCCUUAUCCUGGACAAGGUCCACCUCCGAUGGGGAGGGGUCCUCCUCCACCUAUGCCGCCUGGACAAUUUCCUCAGAGACCAGGUGGUCCUCCACCACAAUUUUCCAUGCCGCCUCCUCAGUAUGGGCAGAGACCUAUGGGCCCACCUCCUCCUGGACAGAUGGUUAGAGGACCUCCUCCUCCACCUCGUCCUGGAAUGCAAGCACCACCACGUCCUGGCAUGCCUCCUCCUCCUGGAAGCGGUGUUCCGGUGUAUGGUCCACCUCGGCCUGGCAUGCCCCCUCCACCUAAUGCUCCAAACCAACAACAGCAAAAUUGAUAGGAUUCUGCUUGCUGGAGCUCUUAAGUUAUGGACAUUGGACUUCUUAUUACAGAUCAAUAUCCAACUCCGUGAGAGUAAUUGUGACCUGUACAACCUUGAAUCAGUCUCUUAUUAGGGUUUUUAUUGAUGUUGUGAUGAGAACGUUUAUAUUAGAACAUUUAUGUUUUGGAGGAAGAUAUUGUACCGAAACUCGAGCAUUAAACAUCCAAAACUGGCUGUGUAGAUUGUUGGGUAAUUUUGCUAAAUCAGUGUGCUAAUUUCUAAAUUGUAGGGGAUGGUUUGUCUCAUUUAUAAGUGUUUUAUGCUAUAUAACAUAAUUACCAUUUUCCAAA